This is a messenger RNA of Astyanax mexicanus (Mexican tetra), 2207 nucleotides long. RefSeq names its product monooxygenase, DBH-like 1, like (gene moxd1l). Lineage: Eukaryota; Metazoa; Chordata; Actinopteri; Characiformes; Acestrorhamphidae. The transcript is spliced from 13 exons. The coding region runs from base 161 to 1882 and encodes 573 amino acids. The record is from RefSeq and is a predicted model, not a curated record. Gene Ontology annotation, biological process: dopamine catabolic process; norepinephrine biosynthetic process; octopamine biosynthetic process. Gene Ontology annotation, cellular component: secretory granule membrane. Gene Ontology annotation, molecular function: copper ion binding; dopamine beta-monooxygenase activity.
GUACAUGAAUAAACAAAGCUUGAGCUUACAAAAGGACAUCAUGUCUAACUUCACAUGGCAUUGUUUCCUAACCCUCAGAGAGAGAGAGAGAGAAGAGAGAGAGAAGACAGUGGGACCCCGAUAAAUGAGACAGAGUCUGACAGAGUUGUAAGGUGGCAGUAUGGGUGUUCUAUUUCUCCUCAUGCCCCUGGUCCUGUGUCUGUCCGGUGUUUUGGGAGCUGAUGUGGACCCCGCACUCCCCUUCUCUGAAUACCUGGACUCAGGUAGCAGCGUCUUGCUCCGCUGGGGAUUUGACCUGGUGAAGGAUUUCAUCAUGUUCGAGCUGAGUGUGAAGACCACCGGAUGGGUCGGCUUUGGAUUCAGCCCCAAUGGAGGAAUGGAAGGAGCUGACAUUGUCAUUGGAGGAGUUGGACCCGACGGCAUAUAUUUUACAGACAGACAUGCAGUGGGGAAGUUUAUGCCGCUUCUGGAUGAGCAGCAGGACUACAGGCUACUCUCUCUGACUGAAGCUGAUGGACAAACAGUGAUGAAGUUUGAACGCUUGAUCAGAGCGUGUGAUAAAGAUGACUACCCCAUCACUGAAGUGCCAGUUAAGCUGAUUUAUGCCUACGGUAAGACUGAUAACAUCACCUAUCACAGAACCUCGCGAGGCACAAAGGAAGUGAAUCUGCUGAAGUUCAUGCCUAAAGCCAUGCUGCCAGACAGCAACUACUUUGAUCUGACCAUGACCAAUUUGACCAUACCAACUGAAAACACUUACUACCACUGCAAGGUUAUGAAAAUCCCACUUCUUGAUCAGAAAUACCAUGUCUAUCGGAUAGAGCCGCUGAUAGAAAAUAUGGACCUGGUGCAUCAUCUUCUGCUCUACCGCUGUCCACCAACUGUGACAACACCCACAGAGGAGGCGUGUUAUACAGGAGAAACCCAAACUCAGUGUUUUCAGACUGUGGCUGCAUGGGGGGUGGGAGGAGGGGCCUUUGAGCUUCCUGAGGUUGCUGGGAUUCCUGUUGGGGGAGAUGAUGGGAAAACCCUCUACAGGCUUGAGGUUCAUUAUAAUAACCAGGAUAACAUUGCAGGUCGUGUGGAUAACUCAGGCUUACGGUUUUAUUACACCAGUCAGCUGCGGCAGUACGAUGCUGCUGUUCUGAUGACAGGACUAGCAGUGGUUCCGGGUUAUGUGAUCCCACCCAACACCACCAACUUCCACUCAUAUGGUGUUUGUGAUACCAGCCAAGUUUCACAGGUCAUCUCUGACCCUAAAGCUGACCUACACGUAUUCUCAGUCAUUUUACACACACAUCUGGCUGGGAGGAAAAUACGAGUAGGCCACUUCAGGAAUGGAGAACAGAUUGAUCUACUUGCUAUGGAUGAACAUUACAAUUUUGAAUUUCAGCAAGCAGUGAACCUGGGAAAAACAAAGACUAUUAAACUGGGUGACCAACUUCUGGUGGAAUGCACAUACAACACGGAGAAUCGAACAGGACUUACUUUGGGGGGGCUCGCUACCACCAAUGAGAUGUGCCUGGCCUUCCUCUUCUAUUACCCAGCUAUGAGCCUGAGCAGCUGUGUUAGUUUCCCAGACCCACAGAUCCUCAGCCAUGAGAUGGGUGCAGCUAAUGAAAUAGAGUGGCUCCAAAUGAUGUUCUUAAAGCACUGGGAUGAAGUGGCAAUUAACGAGUAUGAGAAAACACUGACGGAGAUUCAGCAGUACCUUAUAGUUGGAAACAUAGCGAACAACGUGUCGUCUAACACAGGGCUGAUUCCUCAGCUUAAAGCUGCUCCACCUGUGAGCUGCAUUAAGAAAAACAGCUCUAACAUCACACAUCCUUCUGUGGGUUUAGUGCUGCUCCUCUGGAUCACAGCAUUGCUGAUUCUGUCAUAACACUCUUUACAAACACAGCAAGAGAUGAUAACUCAACCAUUAUAUAAAUUACAUGAUACUGAAUACUUCAAAGUCUCACUUUUACACUCAGACUGCUCCAAUGACGUGAAUGACUGGUUUAAAUGAUUGUAACUUUUGCAUGGAGUGGCUUAAAUUUGCUUCAAAUUUGUUUCCUUAACAUUGUGAAUAAUUAUGAAGAUUGUAAAAUUACAGAUUUCACUGAUAUUUCCUGUCACAAAAUAUUUUAUAAAAAGUAAAAAUUUUAUUAUUUUUAUUAUGUUAUUCUCAGGUGACCAAAAUAAAUAAAACAUCUUUUAAUAAACUU